Molecule: messenger RNA, 2945 nt
Organism: Pundamilia nyererei
Lineage: Eukaryota; Metazoa; Chordata; Actinopteri; Cichliformes; Cichlidae
Product: signal transducer and activator of transcription 4
Exons: 24
Coding region: 126-2342 (738 amino acids)
Biological process (GO): signal transduction; regulation of DNA-templated transcription
Molecular function (GO): DNA-binding transcription factor activity; DNA binding
Source: RefSeq, a predicted model, not a curated record
CAGCGCAAGGGAAACAAGUGCACAUGGUAGAUGAAAGCUGACGGGAAGGCAGCGCGGAAACAUCUCAGAGCACUCUUUGGUGAUAACGGGUGUGUGCAUCGCGUGGUGUCCGAAGGCACAGCAUCAUGAGCCAGUGGAAGCAGAUUCAACAGCUGGAGAUCAGACUCCUGGAGCAGGUGGAUUACCUGUAUGACGAUAACUUCCCCAUGGACAUCAGGCAGGGGCUGGCCAGCUGGAUCGAGUCUCAGGACUGGGACACCGCGGUGAACGACGAGUCGAUGGCUGGCGUGCUCUUCACUAACCUGCUGACCCAGCUGGAGAGGGUGCGCUCGCAGGAGCAGAACUUUCUGCAACGACACAACAUGAAAAUAAUCCAGCAGCAGCUGCAACUGAAAUACGCCACCAAUCCUGCUGUAAUGGCCAGAGUCAUCUCCACCUGUCUCAGGGAAGAGCGCCGUAUUCUCUCCAGUGCCUGCAUGCAAGAACAGGGUCCUCUGGAGAAGUCUUUGCAGAACUCUGUGGCGUUUGAGAGGCAGAAGAACAUGGACAACAGAGUUGGGAUCAUCAGGGGCAGCGUGCAGUUGAUGGACCAGGCUGUGAAAUACAUCGAGGACAUGCAGGAUGACUUUGAUUUCCGCUACAAGACCCUGCAGUCUCGAGAAUCAACUGAUAGAAACUCUGACGUGAUGAAACAGGAAGUAACAAGACUACAGGAAAUGCUAAACCGGCUUGACUUUAAAAGGAAGGAGAUUUUAUCAAAGAUGGACGUUGUGGUCAAAGAGAUUGACGACCUGAUGACCUCUCAGCUCAACCCCGAGCUGCAGGACUGGAAACGAAGGCAGCAGAUUGCUGCCAUCGGGGGUCCUCUGCUCACCGGGCUGGAGCAGCUGCAGAGCUGGUUCACCCUGACUGCCCAGAGCCUUUUCCAGAUCAAGCGUCAGCUGGACAAACUGGGGGAGCUGGUGGUGAAGGUGACCUAUGAGAGCGACCCAAUACCCCUGCAAAAGCCUCAGAUGGAAGAGAGAGUGAAAUAUCUCAUCUACCAUCUCAUCAAGAGCUCAUUUGUGGUGGAGAAGCAGCCAUGUAUGCCCACACAUCCACAGAAACCCCUCAUCAUUAAGACUGGAGUACAGUUCACCACCAAAGUCAGACUCCUGGUUAAACUUCCAGAAGUGGAUUAUCAGCUGAAAGUGAAAACAACAUUUGACAAGGACCUCCCCCCGGGCAGAGUAAGUCGUCAGUUUUUCAUCCUGACCAACAACACUAAAGUUAUGGACAUUGAGGACUACUCAAACGGCUGCCUCUCAGUGGAGUUCAGACAUCUGCAGCUGAAAGAGAAGAAAUAUAUCAACGGCACCAAAGGGAACGAGGGCCUGCUCUCUGUGACAGAAGAACUUCACUCUCUCAGUUUUGAGGCCUGCUUCACGGUGCAGGGCCUCACCAUCGACCUGGAGACGUGUUCCCUGCCGCUCGUUGUGAUUUCCAAUGUGAGCCAGCUGCCUGGAGGCUGGGCCUCCGUCAUGUGGUACAACCUCCUGACUGAUGAGCCGAGGAACCUGGCUUUCUUUGGGAACCCUCCUCGGGCCAGCUGGAGCCAGCUCUCUGAGGUCCUCAGCUGGCAGUUCUCCACUUUUGCCGGGCGAGGCCUCAACAAAGAGCAGCUCACCAUGCUGGGAGAAAAGCUCUUUGGUCAGCAUGCCUCCUGCAGCGACUAUCAAGUGUCCUGGUCCAAGUUUUCCAAGGAGAAUAUUCCAGGGAAGCCGUUCAGCUUCUGGAUGUGGCUCGACUCGAUCCUGGAGCUCAUCAAGAAGCACCUGCUGCCGGUCUGGAAUGAGAACUACAUCAUGGGAUUUGUGAGUAAAGAGAUGGAGCGAGCCUUGUUGAAGGACAAAGAGCCAGGCACGUUCCUGUUACGCUUCAGCGAGAGCCACCUCGGCGGAAUCACCUUCACCUGGGUGGAGCACGGCGAUAACGGUGAGGUGAAGUUUAACUCUGUGGAGCCUUACACUAAAAACCGGCUCAGCGCGCUCCCGUUCGCCGACAUCAUUCGAGACUACAAAGUGAUCUCAGACGGGGUUGUCCCCGAAAACCCACUCAAGUUCCUCUACCCCGACAUCCCCAAAGACGAAGCAUUCGGGCGGCUUUACAACAGCCAGCCCAGCAAAGUGCAUCCUUACAUCCCAUCAACCCUGAUCCCCAUCUCAGAAAUGCGCUCCAACGCGAGCACCACCCCGCGGUCGUGUCAGUCUCCGGAGCCCCCGAUGACACCUGGAGAGUUUGACAUGCUCAAUGAGCACCUGUGCUUCGACAUCGACACCAUGAGCUCUCCGUAUUCAGAGUAAAAAGAGGGAAGAAAAAAACAUCUGCAUCUGGAGCUUCUUUGAAUCCUUUGUCAAUAUCGUGACUCCCGUGAGACUGUUGUUUUUACAGAGUUUGUGGUUAAUGUGUUUUUAAAGCAUAUCUUGCUUUGUUGUCCAUGAAAGAAAAGUUUGUAUCAUGCUGGUUUUGUGCCUUUAAUAUUUUGCAUGUUCAGUCAUGUUUUUCUAUAAGAAAUGAAUUGUAUAUAAAUCAAUCUGAACAUGUUUUGUUUAUGUUUUUUGUAGUUGACAUUAUUUUGAUACUUUAUGUCUGCAGCUGUCUCUUUUACCUGUUUGUUAUUGGCAAAAAAGUUAAAUACACGCAGUGUUUUGAUUCCCUUUGUCUUAAACUCAUUCACACAGUCGCUCAGCUCUCCUGCCCCCUGCUGGUCACCUCACUGAAACAGCACCGAGGUUUUGUGCUUUUAUUUCGAAAGCAGUAGGAAGUGAGACGUCGGCAUGUAACAGCUGCUGCUGCUUGGCGGUUUUUACUUACGGCGUUUCUGGAGAAUCACGUGAUUCUCGGUGAUUGUUGAAGGGUGAGGCUGUAUUUGGGUUCUUGCGGAAGUAAAAAAAAAACAACAACAA